UCUCUCUUUUACCUCACUUCCUACAUAAAAGUCAAAGAAGAGUCAAAUUCUCUCCUGUUGUGAGCGGCGAAGAAGAGAACGCAGCGGAGGCAACAAUCUGCUGAGGAAGAUGAUCAUCCCCGUCCGUUGUUUCACCUGUGGAAAGGUCAUCGGAAACAAAUGGGAUCCCUAUCUGGAUCUUCUGCAGUCUGAUUACAGUGAAGGAGAUGCAUUGGAUGCUUUGGGUCUAGUUCGAUAUUGUUGUAGGCGCAUGCUUAUGACCCAUGUUGACCUCAUCGAGAAGCUGCUGAAUUACAACACUCUGGACAAGUCUGAUACCAGUUAAGAAGACUCAAGGAAUCAUAUGUGACUGAAGAUGUGUCAGUUGCACUGCAUGUCAAUUACAUACCCUUUAAAUUGUUUUGCAUCAAGUAGGUCUAGUUUGUGUGCUGUGUCAAUUUUGGUUGUUGUCCGGUCAUGAGACAGGCUAUGAAUGAUAUGGUGAAGCUCAUGUUUAUUUCUUUUUUAAGUUUAGUUAGGGUGAUGCAAAACUGUCUUUUGGUAUUGAUGAUGUAUACACUGAUAUGAAAGACCAAAUUGUAGAAGACUGUGGCUGGUAUCUAUAAAAUCUAACUGUUUAUGAA
Lotus japonicus is the source of this 623-nucleotide messenger RNA. Its product is annotated as DNA-directed RNA polymerases I, II, and III subunit RPABC5. The coding region runs from base 110 to 325 and encodes 71 amino acids. The record is from RefSeq and is a predicted model, not a curated record. The transcript is spliced from 4 exons. Gene Ontology annotation, biological process: tRNA transcription by RNA polymerase III; transcription by RNA polymerase I; transcription by RNA polymerase II. Lineage: Eukaryota; Viridiplantae; Streptophyta; Magnoliopsida; Fabales; Fabaceae. Gene Ontology annotation, cellular component: RNA polymerase II, core complex; RNA polymerase I complex; RNA polymerase III complex. Gene Ontology annotation, molecular function: DNA-directed RNA polymerase activity; zinc ion binding; DNA binding.